UAAAAAAUAUAUUUGAUCAAACCGUCUCAGUUGUCGGUGAGACCGGCUGGGCGGAUCCCACGGUAUUGAAAGAGAAAAUAAAGCAACACGAUAAAAACACCUUGGAUAUUCAAUUUCUCUGGUGAACAAGCUUUCUUGUGGAUACAUAGAGCAUAAAGGUGGAGGAGGAGGUCUUGCAGAUCUAUGUCCAGAUACAGUGUCGGGGGUGAGAAAAUGUAAUACAAAAAGAUGCCCGCAGCAAUGAACGGCAACAGGACAGUGCAGUCGGCCAGCCCGGACGUGGGAUCCAUUCCUGGACAGAUCACCCUGGGUGGAGGGCAGUCCUCUGGGGCCCAGACCGAGGCCAUGAAGCAGGUUCUUGGCGUCAUCGAUAAGAAGGUCCGCAACAUGGAGAAGAAAAAGGGCAAGCUGGAUGAUUAUCAAGCCAAGAAAAAUAAAGGGCAGCGUCUCAACCAGGACCAGCUGGAUGCCCUGACCAAGUAUCAGGAAGUGACUAAUAAUCUGGAGUUUGCCAGAGAGCUACAGAAGAGCUUCCUCGCACUGGGGCAAGAUAUCCAGAAGGCAGUGAAGAAGGCAGUGCGGCGGGAGCAGCUCCAGAGAGAGGAGGCUGAGCAGAAGAGACUGAAGACUGUGCUGGAGCUCCAGUUCCUCCUGGACAGGCUGGGAGAGGACAGUGUAAGGCAGGAGUUGAGACAGGGGGCCACCGGGGGAGGCACACCCUCACUCCUCACAGACUCAGAGCUCACCAACCUGGAUGAGCUUUACAAACUAGUGGGGCCAGAACGAGACCAAAACACCAGGUUGUCUGACCAGUACGAAGAGGCUUCUCAACACUUCAUGGAUCUGUUGGAGGGGAAGGACAAGGCUGUAGCAGGAACAACAUACAAAGCUCUGAAGGACAGCCUGGACCGGGUGCUGCUAAGCGGGUACUUUGACAAAGCCCAGUCCCACCAGAAUGGAGUGUGUGAGGAGGAGGAGGAGCAGCAGUUGGAAGCAGUAGUGGAGUUGGCAGAGGAGCAGACCGUCGACCAAGAGGGUGAAAUAGUUGAAGAUUACAUAGAGCCCAUUAAGGUGGAGGCUACAGAGUUCGUAAACAGACAGUUCAUUCCAGACACCAUGUACAGCAUCAGUGACAAGGAGCAAGGAGAAAAGUGGACGACAGAAACAGAGGCGGAGAGUGUCAUCCAGCAACAGCCUGUACAGUCAGCCCUUCCCCCCAAUGACUUGGAGACCCUCUCCCUGAACGUGGCCACAGUCACACCCCCGGUGGUCAGGAAGCAGGCAGUCCAGGACCUCUUGUCACAGAUGCAGGGGCCUUACAACUUCAUGCAGGACUCUAUGCUGGAGUUUGAUGGCCAGCUCAUUGACCCAGCCAUCGUGUCAGCCCAGCCCAUGAAGCCUGCAGCUCAGAACAUAGACCUUCCUCAGUUGGGCUGUCCCCCAGUCCAUCUAAAAUCACGCCUCUCACCACACAACACCGUCCCGGUACAGCCUGAGCCCAUGCAGGUUCCCUUGGUGUCCCCCACGCCUGAGUCGUACACCACCCCGUGCCCCAUGUACCAGUCAUCACACACGCCAGAAACACGCCCACAUGCGGACUCCAUCGACACCAUCCAGGAGUCCAUGUCCCUGUCAUCAGAGCAGCAGCAGGUCUUCCAGUCUGUCAACGUCUCCAAACCCCCACACAUCUCCGGCAUCAAUGUCAAUGCAGCACCAUUCCAGUCCAUGCAGACAGUGUUCAACCUCAAUGCCCCUGUCCCGCCGGCCAAUGAGGCGGAAGCCUUGACCCAGGCCAGCCAAUACCAGAACAGCUACAGCCAGCAGGGGUUCAGCAGCCAAUCACAGCAGCUCCCUGUGGAGCAGACAGAGAUGCAGACUGACCAGCUGCAGUCUGUGGUUGGUGCCUUCCACUCCCAGGACCCAUCCCUGCCCAGCCAGGCUCUGCCCAGCCAGGCUCUGCCCAGCCAGGCUCUGCCCAGCCAGGCUCUGCCCAGCCAGGCUCUGCCCAGCCAGGCUCUGCCCAGCCAGGCUCUGCCCAGCCAGGCUCUGCCCAGCCAGGCUCUGCCCAGCCAGGCUCUGCCCAGCCAGGCCCUGCCCAGCCAGGCCCUGCCCCAGGGUCAGCAGGGUCCAGGGUUCAUCCCCGCGGCUGGUCGCCAGGCCCAGUCCUUCUAUAACAGCAGAGGCAUGACCCGCGGAGGCCCCCGUAACGCCCGCGGCAUGGUCAACGGAUACAGAGGGCCCUCCAACGGAUUCAGAGGUGGAUAUGACGGUUACCGACCUCCCUUCGCCAACACUCCAAACUCUGGAUAUCAACAGGCUCAGUUCAACACCCCUCGGGAUUACUCCAAUGGUGGCAACUACCAGCGGGGGGAUGGUUAUAAUCAGAACUACAAGCGUGGAGCAGGCCAGGGAUCCAGAGGGAUGUCUCGAGGAGGCAAUGCCCAGGCCAUGAGGUCCUGAUCGGGCCUGUGUUUGACUGUCCCAAUUCACCCCUUCCCCUUGGCCCUAACAUUUCAAUGUUUGCAGAAACGUCUGGUACGUAUAACGGUGUAGUGGUGGACUUAUUUACUUGGUUAUAUUUUUCCUGGGUGGGGCAAGUUGAAGGGUCAUGGCCAAGGUGGGGGGUGGGGUAAGGAACGACUGGAACAGAUUUUGACUGACAACUUUCCACACCACACUAAACAUUCGAGAUAUCCAGAAUGCAUUUUGCCCCAUCACUUUUAUUUGUCCUUUUUGUUUCUCAUCAGUGGUAUUUUUCCUGGCUUUUGGAUCAAAGUAAUGCCUGCUUUGAUAUUGAAAAAAUAUUAAUGUUUUAAAAUGAGACUGAAUACACAAGCCAAUCUGUAAAUCCUUAGUGUUACAAUGGUUUUAAGCAAGCCUGUAAACUUGAAAGAUUUCAUUGAUUUAUUUAUUUUAUAAAAUAAAACAUGCCACUGCUGGUCCGAGCCCCCGGGAGUGUUUCUUUCUCUUGCCCAGUCCCCCCUUUUUUGUUUUGUUCACAUAUCAUCUUUGUUCUAAAAAGCAUUUUUGUUAUGUUUUUAAAAGAAGCUCCCAAUUCCUCAGUUUGUAAAUUGAUGUUGCUUCAAAAGUUUCAAUAAAGAUGUUGCAUUACCCAUGA
Molecule: messenger RNA, 3118 nt
Organism: Oncorhynchus kisutch (coho salmon)
Lineage: Eukaryota; Metazoa; Chordata; Actinopteri; Salmoniformes; Salmonidae
Gene: caprin1b
Product: cell cycle associated protein 1b
Exons: 18
Coding region: 229-2460 (743 amino acids)
Cellular component (GO): cytoplasm
Molecular function (GO): RNA binding
Source: RefSeq, a predicted model, not a curated record